UAAUUCUGCUUUUUAUUCAAAGAAAGCCACUAAUAGAGAAAACAUUUUGAAAAAAUAUAUAGUCAAGAAUGCACAUCUUGUACCUUCAUUUUACAACAUAAGACGUACAUGAUGUACGGUACAUCAUACCAACAAUUCUAUGGAGGUAUGGAUAGACUGUGGCGGUUAAGUUUAAGUUAACAAUGGCCCACGAAUUAUAACAAAAAAAGUUCAACAAACUGUCAAUAACUAAUAAAUCUCUGAAGCAAAUCGAUAGGUACGUCGGUCGUUAAAUCCGCGUUGUUGUCAUCCACCACGUGCCUCAACGAAGGGCAUCGUUUACGUCUACUGCGAACAUCCAUAAUUUGUGCACUUCGUUUUUAACACAUUUUUACUGUCAUGGCCGAUGAAGCACGGAACAAUCUGAUCCUGGCCAUGAACGAUCCGUCUAAAGUACUCUAUUCUGAUGAUUUUGUGGUGAUCGUUGCUGACCAGUUCCCAAAGUCUAAACAUCACUAUUUAGUUAUGCCCAAGGAAGAUUUGCUGGACGUUCGAUCGCUCAAAAAGAAUCACAUACCUAAGCUCAUCUACAUGGAAUUCAAAGGUCUGGAGUAUGUGAUGUACAAGACUGGACUAAUGGCACAAGACAUACUAGUUGGAUACCACACUUUUACAUCUAUGAACCGAUUGCACUUGCAUGUGUUAAGUAAAGACUUUUGUGGUAAAUUUAUGAAACAGAAUCAUCAAUGGAAUUCAUUUAAUACAGAAUUUUUCAUACCUACUCACAAGAUAAUUUCUGAAUUACAAACUAUGGGACACGUAGUAUUGCCACCUAACAAGAAAUGUUUGCAUCAACCGCUCCAAUGUAAUAAAUGUGAUUACAAUACCAAUAAUAUCAAUCAUUUAAAAUCACAUUUGAAGUCAAUUCACAAUUUGUUACCUGUUUGAUAUUUUGCUUUCAAGUUUGCUUAAGUAUUGAUAUUUUUAAUUUAUUUAGAACUUUUAUAUUA
This is a messenger RNA of Melanaphis sacchari, 989 nucleotides long. It is a transcript of the gene Aptx, whose product is annotated as aprataxin. The coding region runs from base 379 to 927 and encodes 182 amino acids. Gene Ontology annotation, molecular function: mismatched DNA binding; single-stranded DNA binding; double-stranded RNA binding. The record is from RefSeq and is a predicted model, not a curated record. Gene Ontology annotation, biological process: single strand break repair; double-strand break repair. The transcript is spliced from 4 exons. NCBI's taxonomy places the organism in Eukaryota, Metazoa, Arthropoda, Insecta, Hemiptera, Aphididae. Gene Ontology annotation, cellular component: nucleus.